Messenger RNA from Letharia columbiana, 1659 nucleotides. RefSeq lists its product as uncharacterized. The transcript has a single exon. NCBI's taxonomy places the organism in Eukaryota, Fungi, Ascomycota, Lecanoromycetes, Lecanorales, Parmeliaceae. The record is from RefSeq and is a predicted model, not a curated record. Bases 1 to 1659 code for a protein of 552 amino acids.
AUGGCAGGACAGCCUCGCUACACGGCAAUGGACGUGCCAUACCUCCUUGAGCGCGAUACUACAGCCAACGACACAGUACGAGUUUGUAUGCCACAGCGUCGGCCUGCGCGUGAACAUGAUCGCUACGAAGACGACGAAGAAAUGACACCCCCUCGUUACGGACAAUCUCGUCGCGGAAAAAACCUCAGACAUGUUGGCCGUGGGCUUGCAAGUCAGGAUCGAGACAUCUAUCCGCCCCUGGAGCAGCAGUACAACGACCUGGGACCAGCCGAACACGGUCGGCGCGGACGUCGGUACCCUAGCCCACCCCCAUACGAUGCGGCUGAUGAGGAGCUGGAAUUUGAUCGACGUGGACGUCGCCGAAACCGCGGUCCAAUCUCAUACGAUGAAGCUGAUGGCGGGUUUAUCUUCGACGAUGAGCUACACGGCGAUUCUCGUAGGCACCGAUUGAGGAGCGAUCGGCUGCCCUCUCCCGCUCGCGACAUCGGGAUGGGCCACUUUGAUCAAUGGCCCUACCUUGACACGAACCUCAAUCUACGAAGCCUUCAUGCUCCACGUGGGCUUCGUGGGAGCCGUGACAUGGACGUAGAUUAUUUGAGUGGCCUUCGGCCUCAAGUGAGACGCGGCAUGGAGCCCCGUCUGAAUAACUACGACAGUUUUCCGGACAACUACGACAAUUAUUUCGACAUGGGGUGGCGCUUGGAUCGUCGUGACUUGGGUAGAGCAGGACGUUAUCGCACAGAAUACUGCUUCCAGGACGAUUUCGAUGACGAUCAUCUUCAGGACAGCAUCUACGAAGCACGUCGUCAUCUUAGAAAUCGUCUCAGAGGAUACCACCCCUCAGAUCUCACUAUCCGAUCCGUGUUUGAUGAUUAUAGAGACGAGUUCACUGGAGAAAUACGAGCUCCAACAGCUGCAGAGAUAAUUCAUCGAGCAUUCCUUAUCGAAAUGCAUCAUGAACUCGAUGCUGGGGAUCGAGAGCGGGAGCGGCAGGAGGCUGAAGAUUUCGAAGUCCACGAUAUUGGACGUGACCUACCAGAUAGACGUGGCCGAAUGCCUCGUGUCGCUGGACCCCGCCCAGCAGAUAUCUGGGAUGGCGAUGUGGAGUUUCAUCGUGUGUGGCGUGGUGAUCCAAGUCAACCUCAUCAAGCUGGGAAUCGUCAAAGUCCACCACAAGACCAACGCGCCAAUGACAAUGUUGACAGAUCCCGAGGCCGUAACCAGCAGGCGCCUCCUUCUUACGACUCCGUGACCCCUGCGCAAGUCGCAGCUCGUGUACAGGCCGAGCUAGCCAACGAUGCAAAUCACCCAGCUGUCGCAGCUGCCGUGGCCUACGCUACUGCCGAAGGCGUCGCCGAAGAGGUUCCUCGCGAUCAACAACACGCCCCGGCCCCCGUUGCUCACGCGAAGAUUAGAGAUGCCCCUCGUGAUGGCGCUGGAGCAUUCAACAAUCCGAACAAUCUUGGCGCAGCCCCUCGAGAAACUUCCAUCGACAGGGCGCGCCCGUCUCCAGCUGAAGUGGGCGACCAUGGUCGUUGCCCUGAUAGCUCCGACAGCGGCGCUGACACUCCCGAUGACGGCUCUGAGACUUCCCGUGCCGGUGAUGACAACUCAGAAGGUGGUGCUUUUCUUCAGAGCGCCAUUCACAUUACGCUGUGA